AUGGCUUCCAAGGCCAUGUGGGAGGUUGAUCCCGAGACGCGCGCCAAGUUGGCCGCGAUCCAGAAAGAGGCCAAGAACAACGUCUGCUGCGACUGCAACGCCCCGUCGCCGCAAUGGGCUUCCCCAAAGUUCGGCAUCUUCAUCUGUCUGUCAUGCGCCGGCGUCCACCGCGGUCUCGGCGUGCACAUCUCAUUCGUACGUAGCAUCUCGAUGGACGCAUUCAAGCAGGUCGAGAUAGAACGGAUGCGCCUCGGCGGCAACGAGAACUGGCGAAACUUUUUCGAGCAGCACGAGGACACCAAGAUGAGGGGAAUCACGUGGGACGACGCGACGAUCGCGGAGCGAUACAGCGGCGAAGUGGGUGAGGAGUGGAAAGAAAGGCUCUCGGCCAAGGUCGAGGGUAAGGAGUACGUCCCGGGCGAGAAGAAGCCUGCGCCAGCAGCGGCACCGAAGCCUGUCAGCCGGACGGGCACGCCACUGGGAAGUACGAAUAGCCGCUCAGCCAGCCCCGGCGGCAAGGUCAAGGUGGACGACAAGUACUUCUCCAAGCUCGGCGCCGAAAACGCCUCCCGACCCGACGACCUGCCGCCUAGCCAGGGAGGCAAAUACGCGGGCUUCGGUAGCAGUCCCAUGCCCGAGAAGAAGGACACCGGCAUGCCGACCGUCGACGAUUUACAAAAGGACCCGGUGGCCGCUCUGACCAAGGGAUUCGGCUGGUUCACAAGCACGGUAUCCAAGACGGCCAAGACGGUCAACGAUGGCUACAUCCAGCCCACAGCGAAACAGCUGGCCGAGUCCGACUUUGCAAAGCAGGCGCAGCGCGUCGCCCAGCAAGGCGCUCGUAACGCCCAGGACGGCUUCAACCGGUUUGUCGAAGGCGGGCCCAGCAACGGCGGCGACAGCAGUCAGCGCGGCGCAUACAGGCAGGCGCCGCUGGACGAGAGCAAGAAGGACUUUUGGGAUAGCUUUAGUAGCCUUGCGGACCAGAGGCAGGGAAACAGCAGCAGCUCGAUCGGAACCGCUGCUAUGGGCAAGGGUGGCAAGACGGGCAGUGCUGCGGCGCCUGCGGCGCCUGCGGCGAAGAAGGAUAACGAUGGCUGGGAUGACUGGUGA
This is a messenger RNA of Colletotrichum graminicola M1.001, 1113 nucleotides long. RefSeq lists its product as uncharacterized. Bases 1 to 1113 code for a protein of 370 amino acids. The transcript is spliced from 3 exons. Gene Ontology annotation, biological process: regulation of ARF protein signal transduction; regulation of endocytosis. NCBI's taxonomy places the organism in Eukaryota, Fungi, Ascomycota, Sordariomycetes, Glomerellales, Glomerellaceae. The record is from RefSeq and is a predicted model, not a curated record. Gene Ontology annotation, molecular function: GTPase activator activity. Gene Ontology annotation, cellular component: Golgi membrane.